AUGAAAACGGCCACAGCCACAGCGACCAAACCCACCGGUCCCAAAGUCCAACAGGGGCAAGGGCAAGGGCGCGGCGCGCGACCGCCGUCCCUGAUCCAGAAAUUCUCCACCUUCACACGCACAGCCGCAGGGCUCGAGAAGACCCUCCGUCUCAUCAACGCCACCUGCCAGAUCGCGGGUGCUUUGUCGGGUGAUGUCGUGACUGCUUCGCGGUGGGGGGCUGCGAGGGGGCAGUUGGCUUUGACAAGACGAUACUUCCGCUUCUUCAACGUUAUUGACUGUUUCGCUCGCGUGGCGGGUCUUCUCUCGGGAGACGGCGAGGCUGGGUCUGUGAUGGCCUUGCUGGAGAUGGCGCGGUGGACGUGUUUGGGGAUGUAUUUGCUGCUGGAAGAUGCUACUAUUCUCCACGCAACCAACAUCUACCCGGUCUCAUGGAACGCGCGCGUCACAACCGAGGCCUAUCGGUUCUGGUUCUGCGGGCUGGCGCUGUCCGUGUUAGGGUGUACGACCUACUUUGGCAAUUACCUCCCUACGCUGUUACGAUAUUACCUCACGACUUAA
Aspergillus candidus is the source of this 561-nucleotide messenger RNA. RefSeq names its product PEX11 domain protein. The transcript has 4 exons. The record is from RefSeq and is a predicted model, not a curated record. NCBI's taxonomy places the organism in Eukaryota, Fungi, Ascomycota, Eurotiomycetes, Eurotiales, Aspergillaceae. Gene Ontology annotation, biological process: peroxisome fission; regulation of peroxisome size. Gene Ontology annotation, cellular component: peroxisomal membrane. Bases 1 to 561 code for a protein of 186 amino acids.